GUGGCUUCGGUUUAGUAAUCAGACCCACAUGAGUCACGCCGAACACGCAGCCCCCUCCCGCCCGAGUGACAACUGGCCAGCGUACUCUUGGCUGUUGUCCCUUUAAAGCUCGAAUCCAAGGGGGUAAUGAUUUAUCAAACUUGUAUUAUCAAGAAAAUGUCAAACGAAGGGCACCUUGCUUUGCGCUGACGCAAACCCGGCCUUUCCCAAGGAGAUAUAGAAAGCGCCACUCUAGCUGGAGCCAAACCUAGUCUUGUCAAUAGGUGGUUUCACUCUCUACCCGUUCAAUCUGUUGCCAGUUUCAGACAUGGAUUGCGGCGCUCCCCAGGAAAUGAAUAAACACCCAGCCAACAGUCUGGAGGCGGCGGUGGCGCCUGGCCACCACGAUGGCCCGUGCGCGCCCAGGACGAGCCCGGAGCAGGAGUUUCCCGCAGCCGCCGCCGCACCGCCGCCGCGUGUGCCCAGGUCCGCUUCCACAGGCGCCCAAACUUUCCAUUCCCCUGACGCUAGAGCCUGCGAGACCGAGCGACCCGGAGUGGGGGCUUGCAAACUCAGUAGUUCGCGGGCGCCGGCGGCCUCGGCGGCUCUGCGGGACUUGAGCGAGGCUCAUAGCGCACAGGCCACCGCUCCUUCUGGGGUCGCCGGGCCCGGCAACGCACUGCACUGUAAGAUUCCAGCCCUGCGCGGCCCAGAGGGGGACGCAAAUGUGAGUGUGGGCAAGGGCACCCUGGAGCGGAACAAUACCCCGGCCGUGGGCUGGGUGAAUAUGAGCCAGAGCACCGUGGUGCUGGGCACGGAUGGAAUCACGUCCGUGCUCCCGGGCAGCGUGGCCACCGCUGCGGCCCAGGAGGACGAGCAAGGGGAUGAGAAUAAGGCCCGAGGGAACUGGUCCAGCAAACUGGACUUCAUCCUGUCCAUGGUGGGGUAUGCAGUGGGGCUGGGCAAUGUCUGGAGGUUUCCCUACCUGGCCUUCCAGAACGGGGGAGGUGCUUUCCUCAUCCCCUACCUGAUGAUGCUGGCUCUGGCGGGGCUGCCCAUCUUCUUCCUAGAGGUGUCCCUGGGCCAGUUUGCCAGCCAGGGGCCAGUGUCUGUGUGGAAGGCCAUCCCAGCCCUACAAGGUUGUGGCAUCGCGAUGCUGAUCAUCUCUGUCCUAAUAGCCAUAUACUACAAUGUGAUUAUCUGCUACACACUUUUCUACCUGUUUGCCUCCUUUGUGUCUGUGCUGCCCUGGGGCUCCUGCAACAACCCUUGGAACACGCCCGAAUGCAAAGAUAAAACCAAACUUUUAUUAGAUUCCUGUGUGAUCAAUGACCAUCCCAAAAUACAGAUCAAGAACUCGACCUUCUGCAUGACUGCCUAUCCCAACUUGACAAUGGUUAACUUCACCAGCCAGGCCAACAAGACGUUUGUCAGUGGGAGCGAAGAGUAUUUCAAGUACUUUGUGUUGAAGAUUUCUGCAGGGAUUGAAUAUCCUGGCGAGAUUAGGUGGCCACUAGCCUUCUGCCUCUUCCUGGCCUGGGUGAUAGUGUACGCGUCCUUGGCAAAAGGAAUCAAGACCUCUGGAAAAGUGGUGUACUUCACGGCCACGUUCCCGUAUGUUGUGCUCGUGAUCCUCCUCAUCCGAGGGGUCACUCUGCCCGGAGCUGGCGCUGGGAUUUGGUACUUCAUCACACCAAAGUGGGAGAAACUCACGGACGCCACGGUGUGGAAAGAUGCUGCCACUCAGAUUUUCUUCUCUCUAUCUGCUGCAUGGGGAGGCCUGAUCACGCUCUCUUCUUACAACAAAUUCCACAACAACUGCUACAGGGACACUCUCAUUGUAACCUGCACCAACAGUGCCACGAGCAUCUUUGCUGGCUUCGUCAUCUUCUCAGUCAUCGGCUUCAUGGCCAAUGAACGCAAGGUCAACAUAGAGAACGUGGCAGACCAAGGGCCAGGCAUUGCAUUCGUGGUGUACCCGGAAGCCUUGACCAGGCUGCCCCUUUCUCCGUUCUGGGCCAUCAUCUUUUUCCUGAUGCUCCUCACUCUUGGACUUGACACCAUGUUCGCCACCAUCGAGACCAUCGUGACCUCCAUCUCAGACGAGUUCCCCAAGUACCUGCGCACACACAAGCCGGUCUUCACUCUGGGAUGCUGCAUUUGUUUCUUCAUCAUGGGCUUUCCAAUGAUCACUCAGGGUGGAAUUUACAUGUUUCAGCUUGUGGACACGUACGCCGCCUCCUAUGCCCUUGUCAUCAUUGCCAUUUUUGAGCUCGUGGGGAUCUCCUAUGUGUACGGCUUGCAGAGGUUCUGCGAAGAUAUCGAGAUGAUGAUUGGAUUUCAGCCAAACAUUUUCUGGAAAGUCUGCUGGGCAUUCGUAACUCCAACCAUUUUAACUUUUAUCCUCUGCUUCAGCUUUUACCAGUGGGAGCCCAUGACCUACGGCUCAUACCGCUACCCUAACUGGUCCAUGGUACUCGGGUGGCUGAUGCUCGCCUGUUCUGUUAUCUGGAUCCCAAUUAUGUUUGUGAUAAAAAUGCAUCUGGCUCCUGGCAGAUUUAUUGAGAGGCUGAAGUUGGUGUGCUCGCCGCAGCCGGACUGGGGCCCCUUCUUAGCUCAGCACCGUGGGGAACGUUACAAGAACAUGAUCGACCCCUUGGGAACCUCUUCCCUGGGACUCAAACUGCCAGUGAAGGAUUUGGAACUGGGCACCCAGUGCUAGUCUGAUGGCACGGGAUAGCCCAGACUCGAUUCUGUUUCUCCUCUCCUCCUUCCCCUACAGUUUUCUCCAGCUUUUGUCCCAUUUUUCUUCUUCCUUCUCCCCACGUCUCGGUUCAUACCCGUGCAUGAGAGUGGUUACGUAGAAAAGUAGGGCAUAGUGUCGCAUGCUGUAGUGAAGAGCUAGCCGGAUCACUCGAAGCGUGGUUUGCCUGUGUCCUUGCUGUCAGCUUCCAGCGUGCUUUACUCUGAAGGCUCAGGUCAACUAGGCGAGCGCUUUCCAGUGAAGUCCCAGGUAGGGAUGCAUGAGUCAGUCAGUAGAGAAGCAUCCUCUGUGGUUGUCACUGGUGGUGCCAGCCAGGCAUAUACACAAUGGCAGGAUCCCAAGACUGUUACUUUGGACUCCUCUGAGCCAUGGGGUGAUUUCAUUCAGACACACCAGGUUCAGGGCAGGGGACAUUUGGAGGGUCGGCAGGGGUCAGAAAGUGUUUUAGAAUAAAAGGAGGCCUGUGGAUUUGGAUACUACCGAGGUGGUGAAGUUCCCAUUUCCAUUCAUGACUGAGGCUCUGUCUCCUUUCUUUGGACCAACUGUCUCAAGAGCAGCAAGGACACAGAUGCGUUAUCUCUGCAAACUGCCAGUCUCAGUGAAGAGUCGGUUCUCUUCUCUCUGUUGUCUUUUUUUUUUUUUUUUUUUUUAAAUAACCGUAUUUGUGAAUUCUUAGAGUCAUUUCCUCCACCUCUGUGCAAGAAGCCAUGGUAUUAUUAUUUGUGCCUAAGGUCGGAAGUUCAUAGCAGGGCGCCCUCCUAGUUUCUCCAUGGCGUCUAGCACAAUGUCAGCGUCAAUGUCGUCAUCCCGUAUUUCUAUGGGCUGUAGAUACCUUGGCUUUCAGCCUUUGGGAAAACAAGACUUACCCUGGUUUGGUAAGGCACAAACUCUUAAAAGACUCUUCUCAGUUUUCACUCUUCACUUUUUCAUUCACAGUAAAUGACGAUUGUGGCCAUAGAAUGGAAGAAAUAGAGUUUGAAGAGAAAGCAGCCAUCACAUUUCUGCACUGAUAGUACAUUUUAGGUCACUGUAUUAACAGAGAUUUCUGAUAAACACAGGUUAGGUAAGUAGCAAGUGAGCCAAUUGAAGCUAUAGCUUUUUAAGACUGCAUUUAGCUAAUUCAGUUUUAGGAGUUCUCAGUUCACAAUACUCACAACCAUACCUUAAUGAGAUCAAAUCAUACGGCUGCAGAGAUCGGUGAAGCCAUCCGUAACCUUUCUUAUCUUCUUGUAUCCUGAACAUGCACAUAUGAGAUUUUAGAAAUGUGGUAUGUAUUUCUGUAGUGUGCACUUGUAGUGGUGUUUUCUGUUCUUAUAAGUAUCUUAUGAAAUCACUGUAGAGAUGGUGAGUAUAGGCUAGUGUAGUCUUUUUUUUUUUUUCCUUUACAGUAAUAAUAUCUAAACCUAAAUUUGUUUCCUUAGGGGAGACCGUUUCAAUCACUUUCUUAUUUGUUUGUCUUCAUGUUACAGGGUCUCAGGCAAAGUUUUCAGUUCAAACCUUGUAUAUUGACGUGACAUUUUCAUCCUGUUCAACAGUAAUGAAACCCAACAACAGACCUUAAAGUAACCCCCCCCCCUUUUUUUUUAAAGUCUUCAUUUGUUAAAGAAAAACAAAACAAAACAAAACUCAUUUCAGUGCGCUGUCCCUUUUCUGGGGCCAAUGUCAUUGUUAUCUGCCAACACCCAUGUGAACUUCCGGUUUUCAAGCAUAGCCCGUAGAAGAAACUUUUAGAAAAGGAAACAGAGAUGGAUUUCUGACUUUAGGUUUUCACCUCUGUUGUCUGCAGGGCAUGUUUGUUCUUCUCCCUCAUUGUUCCCCUUUUCUGCUUACGUCCCAAAGCAAGAACUUAACUAGAAUCUGUCACGGAGACUAAAUCCUGAGCUUCCCCUAGACUUCACUUUAGGAAGCUGAACCCCGGCCUCCUGGUCCCAGUGUUUCCUGGAACGACUUGCCCGCCAUUGACACUGGUUUCCCCAAGAAAGCCAUACUGAAGAGCAGCCCCCACUGCAGUAGCGGAUCCUGCAUGCUUGGUACCAAAAAUCAGCUUCUCUGAUGGAUAACCGAUGGGGUGGGAGAGGAAGGGAGGACUAACUUGGGUUUGGAAAUGAUCUGCAGCCGUUCCAGUUUGAAGGUUGGGGAAAAGAGCUGAAAUCAAUUAGCAUCCUUCCAAGGGACUGGUAGGUUUGUGUCAGGAUGAGUGGUUUUGGCUUUCCUCUCUCGCCUCUUGGCUACAGCUCGAGUCUGAUGCCGGAUGCCAACCCAGUUUCUGUUAAUUGUCGCUGUUGUGAUUAAAAGAAGGGGGGGGGGCGGGGAGCUCACGGAUGCUGCCAGAUUUGUUUUGUACACACUGUGAGCUAACUUAAUUGUGAGAAUGGGGUGAGCCUCACUAGCCCCUGUGCUUUGUACUUGGGGGCAGCGACGUUUGUGUUCAGUAUAAUUUGCUAAGAUCUGGUAGCUGUUCCCUGAGCAGCUGUUUUUUUGUUUGUUUGUUUUUUGUUUUUCCUUUUCCCUGCAACUUUUCAGUUUCAUGUACAGUUUCCUUAAAGAUAGAAGAUUCUGAACUUCUCUGGAAGUGGUUACCUUGUAAAUUUGGUUUUGCCUAUUUCUACGGCUGUGUUCAACUUUUGAGGCUUUCCUUGCCAGAGAUGUGUUCAGUAGCUGAGCUGUUUCCAGUCGUCGCCAAUCUACGCAUGCUGCACCUCCCAGAGACUUGGCUGGGACACUAAGAGCUGAGAUGCAUAUGACCAGAUGGAUGUUUCCCUGCUAUUAAAAUGCACAGUCAAGUGGAAGGGAAAAAAAAAAAUGAACAGCUUUGUCAUAAACUGCCAUUUGAGUGUUCCCCUUCAAACUGAGGCAAAACCUGAGUUAACUGGAGAAAGACUUUCAUUGGUUCACUGUGCAGAAUGGUGGGGUAUUUUCCCCUUGUGAGAUUAUUUCCUAAUACCAACAAAUGCCAGAAACCCAUUCUGAGAAAAAAAAGCCAUAUGUUAAAAACAGUAACCCUGUAAUAUCCUUAAAAGAGAAAAAAAAUGUAUAUGUCUUAACUAUUGGUCUUGUGGCUUCUUAUGCUAAUAUUCGUCUUGUGUCUUAGUGACUUUGAAUCUCUUUAAGGCUGUGUGUUUGUCAUGUGCAAAUGUGUCCAGUGUGGUCUUUUUUUCUCUUUUUCUUUUAUAUUUGUUUAUUGCAUGAAAUCUGUGGUCAAUGCAAACUCUUGACGGCCUCAAUGUCUGAAAUUUCCAAUGUCUAUGUAAUAUGUCAGAAAUGGGAUCAGCUUGUUUUUCAGUGAGUGGCACUGGAAAGGGACAUUUAACACAUGACCUGGAAAUGGAUAAGACUUGGGUUGUCUUUGCUAAUGUUGCACUGGAGUUAAGUUUUCCUUUCAUUAAGCUCUAAUUCUGUUAUCUACGUGUGCCUCAGUGCUUCCUGAUAAUCUUCACCUGUCAGCCUGGUUUUCCCAUGCCUAAAAUUAAGAUGUUUUUCUUCCCUCUUUGUUCCCUUGGCCAUCGGUCAUCAUUCUCUUCCCAGAGACUUGCACAUUAACUGUUGCUUAAUGUAAGUGUGAUGGCAAGGUCAUACCACUGCUGCACUUGGAUUUGGGUCUGUGACAUGCUCGGGUGAGGGCAUGCUGGGUGGUAGGUUAUCUUGCAGAGGAAAAAGGCUGAGGCCAAAGAAUGCACAGCACCUCUGUUUCAUACUGGGUAUCAUGCAGAAAACCUCCAGGCUGGGAGCAAAAGUUUGGGUGAUUUAAUCUUGACACUAACUGCUCUGCCAAGUGGCCCUAGGAUUUGCAAAAGUGAAGCUUCCUACCUUUCCUGGAUUUCGUUUCAACUGUACAGAAAGCCCAAGUAAGUUUGAAUUGUGGUCCCUGCUUGGGUCACCUCUGAACAGCCUGCAGCCAAAGAGAAAGUGUUUUCAGAUGGGGCGCUUGUCAUCUCUGAAGAGCAAGCAGUGGUUUGAUUUGCCUGUCAUGGAUUAAAUACAUCUUCAGGUAACCAUUUGCCUUAUAGGUGUAUUUUAUUGUUAGGAUGAGACUUAGUACCUAACUAGGAACUGUUUUGUCUCUCAUCUUUUGAUCUUCUUUUGCACUUUAUAUGGACCUAUCAUGGCAUAGGUUUAUUCUUAAAUUGUGUACUUGGCUAAUGCCCUAAAUGCAGGCAUCUUAUGUGGUCCUGUCGCCUAUGAAUAAAGAUAGUUCCCUAAUCAGGUCCUUAUAUUUUUUCAUUAACUGUACAUGAAGAAAGUAUAUUAUGUUAUAAAUGAUGCAUCAUAUAUAUAUCUUAUAGAGUACAUAUUAUAUAUCGUGCAUUAUUCAUUUAAGAAAUCAUUAUUCUUGAGGCCCUACCUCAGAUUUUGUAUUUAUGUGUACAAAUGCAAUUUAUGGUAUUAUAUAUUUGCCUAUUAUAUACUGAUAUAAAUUAGAAUUUAUCCUACUAAUGUAUGAGUUCACAAAACCCCAAAUAAAUGUCAGUGUUUAAAACGUGAUAAUUACAGAAUUGUGUCUCUUUUAAACCCAUUACCCACAUUCUU
Molecule: messenger RNA, 7270 nt
Organism: Sus scrofa (pig)
Lineage: Eukaryota; Metazoa; Chordata; Mammalia; Artiodactyla; Suidae
Gene: SLC6A5
Product: solute carrier family 6 member 5
Biological process (GO): amino acid import across plasma membrane; nitrogen compound transport; sodium ion transmembrane transport
Cellular component (GO): plasma membrane
Molecular function (GO): amino acid:sodium symporter activity
Source: RefSeq, a predicted model, not a curated record